Alosa sapidissima (American shad) is the source of this 2259-nucleotide messenger RNA. RefSeq names its product dihydrouridine synthase 2 (gene dus2). Gene Ontology annotation, molecular function: tRNA dihydrouridine synthase activity; flavin adenine dinucleotide binding; tRNA binding. The record is from RefSeq and is a predicted model, not a curated record. The coding region runs from base 118 to 1632 and encodes 504 amino acids. The transcript is spliced from 16 exons. Gene Ontology annotation, cellular component: cytoplasm. NCBI's taxonomy places the organism in Eukaryota, Metazoa, Chordata, Actinopteri, Clupeiformes, Clupeidae. Gene Ontology annotation, biological process: tRNA dihydrouridine synthesis.
GUUUACAAGAACAGGAAGUAGAUUGGGUGUUGAACCAGCACAUGUGUUGUGCUGUUUUUGUUGCAUGAAGCCGGAUGAGAACCUGAAUAAAAGCUGUUUUUUUUCUGGCUACCAAUCAUGGCUGAGACAGCAAAGCUGUGCUUUCGCAAUAAAACAGCACUUGCACCGAUGGUUCGCGUUGGGACAUUACCCAUGAGACUGCUUGCACUGGACUACGGUGCUGAUAUUGUGUAUUGCGAGGAGCUAAUAGAUAUAAAAAUGGCUCAGUGCAAGCGAGUAGUUAAUGAGGUGUUGGACACUGUGGAUUUUGUUGCUCCAGAUGACCGAGUCAUGUUUAGGACAUGCAGCCGUGAAAAGGACAGGGUUGUCUUUCAGAUGGGAACAGCAGAUCCACAGAGAGCUUUGAUCGUUGCCCAACUUGUGCAAAAUGAUGUUGCUGCCAUUGAUGUCAAUAUGGGCUGUCCUAAAGAGUACUCUACUAAGGGCGGUAUGGGAGCUGCCCUUCUCUCUGACCCGGACAAAAUAGAGGCCAUUUUGACCACACUUGUAAAUGGCCUAUCGAAGCCUGUGACAUGCAAAAUCAGAGUUCUUCCAUCUCUGGAAGACACUGUAAAAUUGGUGAAAAGAAUAGAAAAAACUGGAGUGUCUGCCUUAGCUGUGCAUGGCAGAUUCAAAGAGGAGAGACCUCAGCAUCCUGUUCACUGCGACUACAUCCAGGCAGUGACUAAGGUGGUGUCAAUACCCGUUAUCGCUAAUGGUGGCUCUCUUGAUUUGGUGAAGACCCAUUCAGACAUCACAAAGUUCCGGGAGGCCACCGGGGCAUGCUCAGUGAUGCUCGCCCGUGCUGCUAUGUGGAACCCCUCCAUCUUUUGCAGCAAGGGGACAGUAUCUGUUGAUGAAGUCAUGGAGGAAUACAUUAAAUAUGCAGUUCGUUAUGACAAUAAUGCUUUCAACACCAAGUACUGCCUGUGCCAGAUGCUGAGAGACAGAGUAGAGUCACCCAUGGGCAAACAGCUUCAUGCUGCGCAAACCACUAAGGAGAUCUGUGCGGUGUAUAGUAUGAUGGAAUACUAUGACAAAAUUGAGUCAGAGCUGCAACAGCGAAGAGAAGAGAAAAACAAUACCAUCGAAAGCCACCCUACAUUAGACGGAGACGUUAUCACCAUGCCUGUUCGGUUUGAGAAGAGAGAAUACCCCCCUCAGAUAACACCUAAGAUGUACCUACUGGAGUGGAGUCGCCGGGAGAAACUGGAGCAGCCAGUGUAUGAAGUGGUACAGCGCAGCCAGGACCGAGCUUUCCAGUCCACUGUGAUUGUGGCAGAGAAGAAGUAUAGAUCCACCCUGUGGGAGAAGUCUAAGAAGUCUGCAGAACAGGCGGCCGCUGUUGUGUGUCUGCGUGUUCUGGGCGUGCCCGAGGGACGUGUGGGAGAGGACAGCUGUGAACUGGUCAAUAAGCGAAAGAGGGAGGAGAACAAAAAUGGGGAGAUCCAGUCAGAGGACAGUCCAGUGCCAGAGUUAGAUGGCAGGAAACGGCACAUUACCCAGUCACCCGAGAAAGCAGAAGAGCCUGCAAAUAGAACUACCAAUAAGGCUGUCAUGAAUGCCUUACAUGUCAAUCAGACAGCUUCAUAGAGUCAACCUCAUCGUAGUCCCUCUCAGAGGAAUCACUCUCCUUAUUGAAUGUUUAAUAACAGGAUGCCUGCUGCUCAAAGACCAGUAAAGGAAGUCGAAAUCUUAUAUAUUAUUCUGUUCAAACUGAACCACAAAGUUAUACAGUAUAUUCUCAAUGUUCUACUAGGCCAAUAUGUCUUCUGUGGGGAUUCACAUUCUUUGUAUCUAUAGUGUCCUUCAACAUGCUUUUGUUACAAACUGUAUCUUUUAUUUUGAAAAGAUGUUUGGUUGUUUAAAGCAUGAUGGAAAAUAUUUUACUGUCUUCCGACCUUACAAGUAUCAUUUUUAUAUACAAUAUAAUUUGCCCUCUUCUAAGAACAGAAAUUAUGAAAAGUCUAGAGUUCAGAAAAGUGCCUGUGUCAACAUUCAGUUAUAUGAAACCAACCAUAGAGUUCCUUAGCCCAUUAUAAUGUGUGACUGCCUUGAUUGAACCUGCAGAGGGCAACAAAUGUGCUCUCACUUUUUAUUUUGAAAUGUCUUAAGAUUUAUUGGAAAUACCAAAGGUCUGUUUAAUCAAACUGUGGUUUGAUCGAAUAGUUGCCAAGGGUUUUUUUUCUUGUCAAUUUUAUUAAAACUUUUAUGAAAUUA